Molecule: messenger RNA, 1698 nt
Organism: Ectocarpus sp. CCAP 1310/34
Lineage: Eukaryota; Phaeophyceae; Ectocarpales; Ectocarpaceae
Source: the annotation of a GenBank genome assembly
AUGAUCGACGUCCCCGGCAAAGGGCAGCUCCACAGCUCCGCGAUGGGGGCUCUCAAGGUCACCGUCUCCGAUCGCCAAGGCACCGCCCGCGCAAUCCGCCUUCCGUUCUUCUGCGUCUCCGACCUGGGGCGCCACCCGUUUACCGGAGGGACAGCCAUGAAGCACGGGGUGGGUGUUCUGUUGACGCCGAAGUCGCCUUGCCUGGACAUGGGAUCGUUUCAAAUUCCUGUUCAACAAGAUGCAAACUGCGACUCGCUUUUCCACUUCGACCUGGCCAUCGCCGCCGCCAGCGUGGCAACGCAGCACGCCUUUGUGACGAUUUCGGGCGCGGACUUGCCGCGGGGGAGAGCAAACGUAACGAUCGUCAAGCUUCCUACUGGGUCUACCACGGCUUCUUCACAAGGGUCUACAACAGCUUCUUCACAGCAUACUGCCUUCGCAGCAGUUAAAUCCUCCAAGACCCCCGCCAACAUCUGGCACAAACGACUGGGACAUUCAAGUGUACAAGUGCUGGAAAAAUUAACUCGCACGGACGGCAACGGGGUUCAUCUCUACGACUCUCUCUCGGCAUGUGACACUUGCCACGUCAACAAGAGCUUGCAGAAUAAUCACCCCAAGACUGCCAUAAGCGACAACAUUACGCAGCCUCUUCAAGCCGUCAGCACCGACCUCAUCGUCCCCAUUUCGCCCCCUGCACUCGGAGGCAACAGCUACAUAUCGAAGUUCACCGACUACAUCACACGGCCCAAGGCCGUCUACUUCAUCACGCACAAGCACGAAGCGCUUUCUUUCGUCUUUCGUAGAUUUUACGCAAGAUGUGGCUAUUCCGUUGGGUCUUCGUAUUCAGCGUCUUCAUUCGGACAACGGCAAGGAGUACGUGAACAGCGGUUCCGCAACUACUGCAAGACCACUGGCGUUGUGCAAACCUUCACUUCACCCCACACGCCGCAUCAAAACGGCAUCUCGGAGCGCGACGGACGGACUAUUCCCAACAUGACGCGCUGCAUUUUGAAUGAGGCGCGCCUCCCAACAUUUUCACGGGGGGAGAUCGCUGCAACUUCGGUCUUCUUGAUAAAUCGUCUACCGCACAAGGCUCUGCGAGGGGACACGCCCGACAGCCUAUCAUUUCGGGUGUACAACCGAGAAAAAAGACGCAUCGCGAGCUCCCGCAACGUCACGUUCAUCGAGGAGCCACCCGCUUUGAUUCCUUCAGUCGACGCUUCAGAUGAGUCUGUUUCUGAUUUCGAAGACAAAACGGCCUCGCCGGACGAGGACAUCGUCAACAAGGGUAUUUCGCUUUUGGAGCAAACGGCCACCGAAUCAACGGGCACCAGCUCAAGCAACACCAACAGCAGCCGCAGCAGCCCCGCCGCCCAAGAUCCGCGAGCGGGCAAGAUCAGUUCUUGGCUGCGCUCAUCAGUUCCGAAGGACCUCCCGCAGCCUGACUACAUCAACCCUCGUGUUCUUUCGCCAGCAGCAGUCGAAGUGCGCAACACGUACAAGCAAGCCAUGGCCUCACCUCAAGCAACCCAAUGGGAGAAGGUCAUGCGCAAGGAGCUCGACAGCCUCAACGAUCACGAAGUCUCCGACCUCAUCCCCUUCUCUGUUCCCGCCGGCUACAGCAUCAUCGGCACGCGCUGGGUCUACAGGGUCAAAACGGACGGCAGGUUUAAGGCAAGAGUUGUGGUUCAGGGAUGA